Teleopsis dalmanni is the source of this 881-nucleotide messenger RNA. RefSeq lists its product as uncharacterized. Gene Ontology annotation, cellular component: nuclear body. The record is from RefSeq and is a predicted model, not a curated record. The coding region runs from base 28 to 822 and encodes 264 amino acids. Lineage: Eukaryota; Metazoa; Arthropoda; Insecta; Diptera; Diopsidae. The transcript has 5 exons. Gene Ontology annotation, biological process: positive regulation of DNA-templated transcription.
UGAUAAUAUGGAUAAAACGAUGUUCAUAUGAUAGAGGAAGAGGACCACAAAGACAGAUGUAAAGAUGUCAGACAACGUCGAAGAAAAAAGUUGGAUAACAUGAAAAGUUUGAACAAUCUCCUAAACACCAACGGAGGGCAGCAAAUGAAUGUAAACUCGAUGAAAAUAAAAACAAAACGUAAUGCUUGGACUGAGUAUAGCGAAAUGCAUUUCCUAGAGCUGUGGGAAGAAAAACUUCCACAGUUGCGGGGAGUCAGGCGAAAUGGACAUGUUUUUAAAGAAAUGGCCAAGGAACUGAAUAAAAGAGGUUUCAAGGUAACCGGUCUAGAAGUGCAGACAAAAGUGCACAACUUCACACAACGAUUCAAAAAGGAACAACAAAGCGAUGGGGCUUCAGAACAAAAACCUGCAUGGAAGUAUUAUCAUACUGUGAAACAAAUUUUGACUAAUCCAAAUUUGAACGCCACCACAUUAAUGUGCGAUAGUAUUGCAGAACAGGGCACAUCAUCAAAUGCCACCACAUUGAUGUCGCAAACAGAAAAAACAACGCCAUCGUUACCUUCGCCCACACCAAUGGAUCCCAUUUCAGAUUCAGACAAUUCUGAUCACUUGCCUAGAAAAAAAAGGAAGUUAAAUUGUAAUGAUAACAUAUUAGACGAAAUACGAAAGGUGAAUAAUAUGGAAAAGGUGCAGAUGGAGUUACAGCAGGAAACAGACUCAGCAUUUCUGAAAAUAAUGAGAAGAAAUGCCGAUUCUUUGCAACGGAUAGCAGAAGCAAUCGAAAGAGUGGAAGCUAAUAUAAGGAUUACCGGAAAUCAUUAAUAUAAUUAAUAUUGUAUUGUAUUUGAGUGGAGAAACGAAAAUUAUUGUAAAUAUUUUAC